This is a messenger RNA of Histoplasma capsulatum G186AR, 5088 nucleotides long. Its product is annotated as SANT domain-containing protein. Bases 1 to 5088 code for a protein of 1695 amino acids. Gene Ontology annotation, biological process: histone catabolic process. The transcript has 3 exons. Gene Ontology annotation, cellular component: Lid2 complex. Gene Ontology annotation, molecular function: ubiquitin-protein transferase activity; chromatin binding. The record is from RefSeq and is a predicted model, not a curated record. NCBI's taxonomy places the organism in Eukaryota, Fungi, Ascomycota, Eurotiomycetes, Onygenales, Ajellomycetaceae.
AUGUCCUCGUCGCAGUCGGCCACUGCGACUCCGGACAGUAACCAUUCCCCUUCUACUAAGGCCACCGACCAGUUGUCUGCACAAAAUGCUUCCUCGCGAAGCGGAACCAGUGACUCGACUGCACCCAAACUUAACCCUGUUGUAAAUGGUCUCCAGCCCGAAUCAAUGACCACUGCCACCACCACCUCUGCGUCCUCUCCGGCCUCUGAUGCUAUUCCUCAGAACACCACCGCUCCGUCGGCGACUGGAGCCGUUCCAUAUGGCACCCGUUCUAGAAAUCGAGUUGGCGGCGCUCGACCAAACUACGCGGAGGAUCGCGACAUUGAUACCGAAUAUGAGCUUGUUGCUUCAAUGUCGCGGUCUGGCGGUUCCAAGAGACCACCAUCCAACAACCACGGCGCAACGUCCCCAAGCACGGACAAUGACAAGGCAACUGGGGUGAACACGCGAAGACAUGCGACCACAAAUGGCUCGAAUACUGCUCCGCGGACGAAAGAAUCUAUCCCCGGAACGUCGUCAUUUUCUGCCAAUCCCAGUAGCAAUAGUUAUACGGCGACAAAGAAGCGAAAACAACCUGGUUCUCAUCACUCUACUCCUGCGUCGUCCACGCCAAACACCACUUCUCUCUCAUCCACUAAGAAAUUUAUCGCCCCCGCAAACGUGUCCCCCGAAUACCAGAAAACGCAUGUACAGAACAUGUUGACCUUUAACAAUUGUCAGGCAUAUCUAAAACAAGGAAAGCUGAAAGCAGACGAUGGCACUAUUCUUGGUCCCAAUGACCAUGUGUAUUUGGUGUGCGAACCUCCCGGCGAACCCUACUACCUUGCUCGCAUUAUGGAAUUCCUACCAUCCAAAGAUAACCCCGACGGCCCCAUCGAAAGCAUAAGGGUUAAUUGGUAUUAUCGACCCCGCGACAUCCACCGUAACGUUGCCGAUCUGCGCGUCGUCUUCGCCUCAAUGCACUCCGAUACAUGUCCGUUAUCCUCACUUCGUGGCAAAUGCGACAUCAAACACCACUCCGAAAUCACAAACCUCGAUGAAUACAGGAAGUCUAAGGAUUGCUUUUGGUUUGAGAAGAUGUAUGAUCGUUACAUCCAGAGAUAUUACGAUGUUAUUCCGACGAGUAAGGUCAUAAAUGUACCGCAAAAUGUCAAGAAAGUCCUGGAUGAACGGUGGAAUCGUGCGCAAGAGCGAAAGCUUGAGGCAAGAAAUACUCCCAUCAUCGGAGAAGCGUCAGCCGAAACGGAACCAGAGCUUCCAGAGGAAGAAGAAGAAGACCCCGCUGCUCUGGCAGAAACCACCGAACGAAGCACUCCUGCCCUCCCGGACGUAGUUCGACCUGCCACUAGUGAGCAGAUCGCUCAGGCAAAACGUUGGCCUUUCAGGUAUUUGGGAAUACAUUGUCGAGUAGAAGAUGCCUUGGACUAUGACGAUAGAAUAUAUCCACGUGCCAGCUCUCGAAUAGGCCCACGCCAUCAAGCUAACGUUAUCCCAUGGCAUGGCCACCCAGUUCAAUAUGUCAAAGCUGUCGAACCGAAAAAGAGGAACAUCAAGUCUAUGAAUAAAAAAGAUGUUAAACUUUCCAGAGAAGCAAUUGCAACAAUAGAAGCUGAGAAAGCUGAACGAGCUAAACGACCGAAAUGGGUUCAAGAUGAACCUGUGGGGUAUAUUCCUCGCGGAGAAGACGACCCAGUUACCGUGAACGGGAAACAUAUCAACACCGCAGAACUGCUUUUCAAGAUGCCUGACCCUUCGCAACUUCCACCCCGUGGUGAAGAUGAUGCUCCGGGGCCCUCCAUAAGUGAUACCGACCGUGAAAAAUUCAUCGACGAGUACAUGGAAAAAGCCAAAGAAAUCGCCCCUUCUCUCAACGUUGAGAAAUAUUCUACGAACUUCCUGGACAAGGCACUUGCACUUCUGUAUGAAGAAAAUUUUAAUGUGGAAGCUGCACUUACAAGACUGAAACAAGUUAAUAAGUACUCAGAUCUCAAGGAGCCACAUCUCCGUCCAGAAGAGGUUAAGGCGUUUGAAAACGGGGUGGCAAAAUACGGCUCCGAGCUUCGAAACGUGACAAAGCAUGUCGGAACUGUCCCACAUCGCCACAUCGUUCGAUAUUAUUACAUGUGGAAGAAAACUCCGAAAGGUCGUCAAAUUUGGGGCAAUUUCGAUGGACGAAAAGGAAGGAAAGCAGCAAAGCAAGCAGAUAAUGCGUUAAAGCUAGUUGACGAUGUCGCAGAUGACCACGAUGAUUCGGCAUUUGAUAACGAGAAGGCCAAAGACAAGAAACGAGGUUUUACGUGCAAAUUCUGUUCGACGAGGUCUUCCAGACAGUGGAGGCGGGCUCCUGGAACCCCUCCUGGUUCUGCCGUUCCUGCAGACCCGAAACGAGAUAAAGCGGUUCAGAGUCUCACUGUUGCCAUUUGUCAACGAUGUGCUGUUCUCUGGCGAAAGUAUGGUAUUCAGUGGGAAGAUGCUGAUGAAGUCGUCAAGAAGAUUGGACAAGGAGGGAAUAAGUCAUGGCGCCGGCGCUACGAGGAGGAGCUACUGGUUCAACUUCUCACCUCGUCUGAGACCGAUGUCAAAAUCAAUAGCACUACAGCAACAAUAGCAACCUCGUUAGGAAUUCCCGUGACUGCAGAAGUGGUUGCACCCCCUCCGCUUCCUACGGAACCUCCUAAGAAGAAGGUGAAGUCAUCUGAUCAGAACGGCAGCGCUCCUGGAACUACUACACCGGCCGAACCCGCUCCUGCUCCGAAGAAGAAGGUGGUUGAGAAGCCUGCUGAACCCCCGCCAAUUGCUCCCGAGCCACCUAGGGUUAAGACUCUCCCCUGCGCAGUAUGCAAUAAAAUGGAACCCAUGGGUGAUCAGCAUCUGUCCUGUCGUGACUGCCGCUUGACUGUUCAUCGAGCUUGCUACGGCGUGAACCCUUCAUGGAACUCGUCUAAAUGGUUCUGCGAUAUGUGCUUGAACGACAGGAACCCCGCUAUUUCAACGUCGUAUGAGUGCGUUUUAUGCCCAGUUACAUACACUGAGCAUGAGUUGAUGGAACCGCCCAAGGUCUCUCACAAAAAGAAAACAGACCGAGAGCGUGAAAAGGAGCGACUGGAGAAAGAAAUGGUUGCAGAGGCUAGCAAACUUUAUAAAAUACGACAGAAGGAGGCUGGGAAACCGACGGGUCCCCGCGAACCGCUCAAAAGAACUGCUGGAAACAAUUGGGUUCACGUUGCUUGCGCAGUAUGGGUGCCCGAAAUUAAGUUUGGCAAUGCAAAGGAGCUAGAACCUGCUGAGGGAUUUGGACUGAUCCCUGCUGAAAGAUUCCGAGAUACUUGCGAUAUCUGCAAGACGGACCAAGGCGCAUGCGUUUCCUGCCACAACACCCCUUGCAAUGCACGAUUUCAUGUCGGAUGUGCCAGUCGAUCUGGAUACAUUUUCGGUUUUGAUAUCACCCCAGUCAAGAGUAGUCGAAGAGACACCGUUAACACGAUGAAAUUGGGUGACGAGGUGGGUGCGGCUACGCCUGCUAUUUGGUGCCCUCACCAUGCCAUUUCGACCAUUGUCCAUGAAAUGAGUGAGCCUAGUGAGGUUCCGGGUUUAAAUGCACUACAACAUUAUUGUCAGAUUUCCAAGCAAGCCGACCUCACACUAACGGGUACUGUUCGGAAAGCCGCACAUGUCCAACAAUCUGUUGGGGUAUCGGUUCAGAAUGGCUUCCACCCGCCUAACCGACGAGUUUCCGUCAAUGGAAGUGCCCCACACCACACCAAAGAUAAUAAACCGUCAGCAGAAUCCACAACUCCGAGCCAUGGAAGCAGCGUCAUUAGGGAGGCCAAUGGCCAUUCUAUAACCUCUACCGACAAUAAAACGUGCUUCAGUUGCAAAUCCGGAUUCAGUCCGAAGUGGUGGACGGUCGAGUCAUCUUUGGAAUUCUCCGCGCCCGUGGGUGAAAACCGCUUUGUGAUGAACGGCGUUGGCACGACGGAUGGUUCUGGUCCGGCUUAUUCCAACGCAACCCAAACAGGUGGCUCUCCCUUCCAAGCACCAUCUGCUCACGCGGAAAAGGUGCCGCCCGGGCCUACGUUAAACGGGGAUGUCCUUAUGAUCGAUGCGGACCGCACAAUUUCGUCCAAUCAAAACCCGCCGCGAGGCUCUCCAAGGUCUAGAACUCUGCAUGAAUGCCAUAAAUGCCAUAUCAAAAAGCAAUCAACGUCACCAGUAGAACCGGAAGUUCGACCUUCUCCAUACCCCGCAAAGCGGGAUCCAAGCCUACCUGCGACCCGUAUUCCCGAGUUCACUCAGAACCAGUAUUCGCCAUCACCACAUGCCCACCCGGCACCGCAACCCCCAAAUCUACCUAUCCCCUCAAUGGUACAGGUUCAUGGACACGGUGCGGCAGACUGGCGUCCGGACUACGAACAACGGUCGCCCGAUUAUGGUCCAAUACUCAUGCAUCAUAUACCACCCGGUGUUCCUCCACCACCUAGCAUUCAAUCACUUGGACCACGAAAUUUCCAUGGCGGCCCCGCUCCUCCUCCUCCUCCUCCUCCUCCCCAACCACAGCACCUUAAUGGCUAUCACCCUUCUCUCCCACCGCACCACCAAGGUCCUUCUCCGCCCCCUACGCAACACCACUAUGGAAACGGCGUCCCUCCUCCACUCCCACAUUCAUACUCUGCUCACCAGAGCCCAUAUGGUCCAGUUCAGUUACCACCUCCUAAUGGGCAUGGCCCAUCACAACCACCACAGCCACCUCCCCCAGCCACCUCAAAUAGGUCGUACAACUCCUCCGCUACUUCCCCAGUCCCUCAUUUCUCCCCACCGCAUACCCUAAAUGCACUCCAGCCGAACUCUCGUAUGUUCUCAGCCGAGCGACCCGCUGCACCAGGCCAUCAAUCGCCUUCAUCGACGCGUCGUACCCUUGACCCGCCGCGCCCGGCCACCCCUGCAGCUGGGGAUGAAAAUAUUGCACCAUCAGGUAAUACGUCUACGAGGCCCAGUAGCUCUGGGCGCUUUCAUAACACAAAUGUACCGACGGGUGGAUCUGGAUCGGGAGCCAGUGCGAGUCCGUCGCUAAAGAAUCUACUAUCAUAA